Molecule: messenger RNA, 936 nt
Organism: Setaria italica (foxtail millet)
Lineage: Eukaryota; Viridiplantae; Streptophyta; Magnoliopsida; Poales; Poaceae
Product: 17.5 kDa class II heat shock protein
Exons: 1
Coding region: 192-683 (163 amino acids)
Biological process (GO): protein complex oligomerization; response to hydrogen peroxide; response to salt stress
Source: RefSeq, a predicted model, not a curated record
AUCACCUUCUAGACUCAGCUCUCACCACCAAUAUAAAUCGCCUCUCCUGUCCUGCCUCGUCACAAGCAACAGAAAGAAUCACACAAGUGCAAGAACAAUCCACAGAUCAAGAAACCAAGCAACCAAAGCGACCAAGCGAGAUCCCCAAAGGAGAGACCGAGAGAAGAGCGACCAGGAUCCGCGGCGGCGAGAUGGACGCGAGGAUGUUCGGGCUGGAGACUCCCCUGAUGGCGGCGCUGCAGCACCUGCUGGACGUUCCCGACGGCGACGCCGGCGCGGGCGGCGACAAGGCUGGCGCAGCGGCGGGCGGCCCCACGCGCACCUACGUCCGCGACGCACGCGCCAUGGCGGCGACCCCGGCCGACGUGAAGGAGCUCCCGGGGUCCUACGCGUUCGUGGUGGACAUGCCGGGGCUGGGCACGGGCGACAUCAAGGUGCAGGUGGAGGACGAGCGGGUGCUGGUGAUCAGCGGCGAGCGGCGGCGGGAGGAGCGCGAGGACGCCAAGUACCUGCGCAUGGAGCGCCGGAUGGGCAAGUUCAUGCGCAAGUUCGUGAUCCCGGACAACGCCGACAUGGACAAGAUCUCCGCCGUGUGCAAGGACGGCGUGCUGACGGUGACCGUGGAGAAGCUGCCGCCGCCGGAGCCCAAGAAGCCCAAGACCAUCGAGGUCAAGAUCGCCUGAGAGGAUGAGCGAGGAUCGAUCAAGCCUAAUAAGUUCAGGACUUCAGGGGAGUGUCAGUGAGUGUGGUGAGGAUGAGAGCAGUAGUGAUGCGGGGUGGCAUGAGUGAUAGUGACUAGUGUGCUCAUGAGAGUUUCUUCCGUUCUUUUGUGGCUGUGCGGUGCUCGGUAUGUGGCUUCUGUGCUACGGAAUGCAGAAGCUGAUGUGAACUGCUUUCUGAAUAAUUAAAUCUGCAUCUUGUUCGUUUCUUGGGUCA